CUUUCACCCAAGAAUAAUUGAGUUCAAAGAGAAUCCCAUCAUUAUCACAAGGUAUUGUCAAGACGUUGACGUAGUUGGCGAGUCAAGUCGCACCCAUCGUCCCCCUUUUCCAACUUAGCUCUGCUACGUAUACACCCCCGUAACAUAAAAGUAGUGGAACUAUAAUAUCCUCUAAUUGCAUAUCGCUCACACGUAUGCAGUUUAACCGUUGAGCCCCGCAUACGAUAGUCUUGAUAAAAUAAUUUGAUAGAGAAAAAAAAAGUUAUCAAUAUCUUCGUCUUAACUCAAGCAAUCCACGCUCGAGGAUUAUAAUGAGUUGCUCAUGCCGCACAACUCCUCUAAGGGUCUUUAUCCAAAGCCUUACAGAUUUACGGCUUUCUGAUUCAACUGUUACGACUCCACGAACAUUUCAACCUCGAUACACAAGAGCUGUUGCUCUUCGGUCACAAUUCAUCUUGACUAGACCUUAUACUGCUACUGCAGCCUUGAGCUAUCCACGACGGGUACCAUCAAGAGUAAUAGUACCCAGGGAAUUACCUUCACAAUCGUUGGCUACUCACCAAGCACCAAGAGCUACGCAAAAGAAACAAACUAACGAUGAAACGGUAAACCAACCUAGCGUAGAGGCGCUUGAUACCUCUACUCGCGAUUAUGAGAAAGCGAAAAGCACAGGUGUACUUCUCGACUUGUCGCCUGAGUCCAUAGACUCUCUCGUUGCCGAUCUAGAAGAAUCGCCACCCCAAGAACCCUUACCUCGCAAUCUAAAGUUCGGGCCCGCAGUUCAUGACGAACCCGAAGUAGAUCGCAAACCUCCUAGGGAAUCCUCUAGACUGAAGAGGCUGAAGAUCUUGAAGGACCUGAAGGAAAGAAGACAGAAACAAGUCAAGCGUCUCCCCAGAAAGCAACAGAAGGAAUAUUGGCGGAUACAGAAGGAGGCGCUUAAGAAGAAGUUCCCGGAGGGCUGGAAGCCGCGUAAGCGGUUAUCGCCGGAUGCGCUUGACGGCAUACGCGCGCUGCACGCGCAAUUUCCCGACCACUUCACGACGGAGGUGUUGGCGGAUAAGUUCAUGGUCUCCGUCGAAGCCAUUCGCAGAAUUCUUAGGGGCAAUUGGCAACCCUCGCCCGAGGAGGACGAGGAGCGCCAGCGGCGGUGGUUCAGCCGCGGCAAGAAUAUCUGGAGCCAGAUGGCGGCAAUAGGCAGGAAACCCCCGCGCAAAUGGCGCCAAGAGGGUAUCGUGAGAGAUCCGAUUUGGAAUGUUCGAAAGGGCCCGAGAACGCAGCCGCCGAAACGACGGGGACCAAGACGUUAUCAUGAAGACGUUGAUCCGGUCUUCGAGGAGAUCCCCAAUAUAGAGUCCGUCGAGGAGCCUAAAGAAGAGCAUGUUAUAGAUGCCAAUGAAGAAUUCCAUAGGCAGAUGAAGAUGCAGAUGAACAGGAAGUCUAACAGAAGAUUCAAUAAGGGCUCUAAUAGGAAAUUUAGUAAGGAUCCUAACAGGAAAUUCAGCAAGGGCCAUAACAGGGAUUCCGCGAGGGGAUCUGACGAGUCCUGGGAGAUCAAAAGAAGCUCUGAUAGAGAACCCGAUCGGGACGCUUUUGACCGGGCUUUUGAUAAACGCUUUGACCCAGAUGCUAAUCGGGGUGCUCGAAGGUCUCGGUUCUAGUCUUGCUUUACUCAAGGCUAUGUCAAUACUUGUAUUAUAUACUAUCCUGAAGAA
Annulohypoxylon truncatum is the source of this 1715-nucleotide messenger RNA. RefSeq lists its product as uncharacterized. Gene Ontology annotation, cellular component: nucleus. The transcript has a single exon. The record is from RefSeq and is a predicted model, not a curated record. NCBI's taxonomy places the organism in Eukaryota, Fungi, Ascomycota, Sordariomycetes, Xylariales, Hypoxylaceae. The coding region runs from base 312 to 1661 and encodes 449 amino acids.